This is a messenger RNA of Suillus subaureus, 1116 nucleotides long. RefSeq lists its product as uncharacterized. The transcript has a single exon. The coding region runs from base 152 to 880 and encodes 242 amino acids. The record is from RefSeq and is a predicted model, not a curated record. Lineage: Eukaryota; Fungi; Basidiomycota; Agaricomycetes; Boletales; Suillaceae.
GCUGCGCAAGUCCCCGCGCAGACCAUCACCGUCGAGUGAUUUUCCAUCGUCACUUGGUGCUCAUCAUGAGAAUGAUCUGCAAUUUCCAACAAUAUCCAGUUUGAAUUUGCGCCCGCUCACGCCCACUGGAAUAGCGCAGACUGCAGAGUUGAUGACCAUGCCCCAACCCCCGUCACACCCGCAACCAUCGCCACAGCAUUAUGCAUAUCAGCAGCAGUCGCAUGCGCAUAGGCCACCUCCCCCAGUAGCGUCAUCACCGGUGUAUGCCCCUGGAGCGGAUGUUGUUCCUCAAGUCCUCUCAACAGUCGACGAGCGCUCGAGCGAGCAAACUGGAACACACGAGACACAUCUGCGCCCACACUCCUCUGCUGACCAUGCUCAUUCUCCCCAUACUCGUACUCAUACCCAUUCACAUUCACAUUCACAAUCUCAUUCUUCAACUGUUCAACCUAUCCACCCCAACACGACUUUCACCGUGACUGACUAUGUCACUGUUCCUCCGCCCCAGUUCUCUCCUCCCCCACCUACGCGCAUCAAGCGCUUUCUAAACAACCUCGACCAGCUCCCCUGGGUUGAGCACGAGCAAAUCGUCGAUGCCUACUUCCCCGGUCGUUCUUCCCGCCGACGUCGCUAUCCAGAUUCACCUGUGGAUGACGGAAAACCUGCAGCAUCGUGGUACAACAAGCGGCAUAAUUCCCUCCCAAAGGAGAUGGGUAUUGAGCCGAGCAGCGCAGCCCUGUUGUAUGGAUGGCCGCCACAGAUGCAAAAGUCUUACUCGCACCAGGGAAUGGCUUAUCCACAAUUCCCAUACGGGUAUACGCCUGUACAGCCCGCGUUCGUAUACCCUACUACAUUCCCUCCACCGCCGAGGACACAUUAGAGCUCCCUCAGGGACGAUGUGAAUCACUGUCAUGUGACUGUGUUGUAUGUUUUUGGAUAAAUACGAUGUGCCGUUAUCAUCCGCAGCUGAUUCAUUUAUUCCAAGAUCAUUGCCGCUUGAGCACUGCUUUGACAGUACAUUUCAGAAACUACGAAUUGAUUGCUCUUGAAAUUUCAAACUGAAGACAUCCGACAGGAGAAUGCGAUAUCCAAUCACCGUAAUACAUUGGGUGGCUU